AGACUGAUACGGUGGCCAGGGUGGGGAAAACAAGUCUUUUUCUCAUCCCGAGAAAUUCGAGGCUGGCGUGUCUUAAGGGUACUGUACAUAAAGGCACGGUUCUGCACUUUGAAUCUUUCUGGUUAUUUUUUUUUUCCAGUCAGCAAAAUCAAACAGGCCACCGAAAAACAGAAUGGGAGAGGAAAACAACACAGAAGCUAAUUCGAAAAGCACGGUUACGUAUUACACCCUCGAAGAAAUUCAGAAACACAAUAUGAGCAGGGAUACCUGGCUUGUCAUCCACGAUAAAGUCUAUGACAUCACCCGUUUUCUGGAGGAGCACCCUGGAGGGGAGGAGGUGCUGUUGGAGCAGGCUGGGGGAGAUGCCACUGAGAGCUUCGAGGAUGUGGGCCACUCCACAGAUGCCAGGGAGAUGCUCAAGCAGUAUUUUAUAGGAGAGCUUGACAUGAAUGACCGCAAGAAUGAAAACUCUAAGGAUGUUCUUAUUACAACAUCUACAAGUCAGACUAGUACAUGGACUACCUGGUUGAUCCCAGCCAUUGCUGCUGCUGUUGUUGGUCUGAUGUAUCGUUACUACCUGCUGGAAAACAAGACAUCCUGAACCCUUCCACAUCGUCCACAUUCGUCUGACCUUGAAGCCUCGACAUGCCUGACUGAACUCCUUAUGAAUCACUGAAUAAGCCAGACACGGGUCCCAGCUCUCAUACUGCAGCACUUACAGUCUGUGGGCUUCUCUACAGAACCAUUCCUCCCAGUCUCCAUUACCUGCCUCUGUGUUCGGGUAGAGGGCAGAGAGUGGAGUUCAUAUUGCCCUGCUUAGGUUUCAGUGUACUUGCCUUUAGAGCUCAUUGUUUUCCCUUUUCCCCAUAGUGGUACAGUCACUGUCUGUGGAGUUGCUCUGGGCUUUUUCUGUACCAUUUCAAACAUUGGUAUUUUAGGGCAAUGUGCUCUCCAUUCUUUCAGUUUUCUUGUACUGUGUUUUUAAAGUGUUUGAAAACUUUCCGGAACAGAUUUACUAAGCUUUUGCUAGAAAACGGUUCAUAUGUCUAGACAUGUAGAUCCUGUAUGUUUCUUCAUUUUCUUGCCCUGUGUUUGUACUGUACAAUAGAAAAUAAUAUCAUCAUGUCUGCAAGAGCUCGGUAAACCCUGAUUCCUAGUCUUAUAAAUUUGAGGCACUUAAUCUCAAUUAAGACUCUUUUCCAAAUUAUGGUUUUGUAGAAGCAAACAGUAUACGGAAGAUGCUUAGCUGUUUUGUUUUUGAGUAAUGGCUGUUAGCUUAUCUACCCCAAGAAUGUUGGUUUGAGAUAAAAACCAGCAGUUAUGUAAUGUUAGUAAACGAUGCCUUGGGUAGAAGAAACAUAAUGUAGUGAUUGUAUAAGAUUAUCAUAGUAGCUCCAUUGAUAAAGUGAUACAUUUUUAUAUAUUGGAUCUCUGCAAAAAAACACUUUUUUUUUGUUUUUCAUGGAAUUUUCCUAAUGAAUUAACAACAACCAAAACACUUAAAUUGAAAUCUGGUUAAAAAGAUGAAGAUGUUAGAGAUUAAAUUUAUUCAGACCAAGAUUAAUUACUGCCCUCAUGCUAAAAGAAAUAUGAAGAUCCAGUACAAGGGUUUUUGUGUGGUUUAAAGGAGAAUGCAUCUUGUACUGAACUUAUUGUUUGUAAUUGGUAAUUGAAGUUUCGAGUCGGGGCAUGAAAAUUCUGUAAUGCAGCAUGACCCAAAAUUUUUUUUUCUUUAAUGUAGUAUGAGGUCAGUUUUUAUUUUUUAUAUUAACACAGAAUAAAUAAAAAUGAAGCUUGUAAUAUGUCUUUACAGUAGUUCAUAGUUGUUAUGAAAUUCAAUUUCCCAAGAUGUUAGUGAUUCAGAUCAUUAAAAAUUUUGAAAUACAAAAGAAUAGCUUUUUUCUCUGGAAGUUUAACAUAGGAAUGCUUUCUUUUGGAAAAAUAACUUUCCUCAUGUACAGCUUUUAAACUUUUUCAUGUUUUAAUUUCCCCAACAGAAUAUAGUAUUCUCAGGAUAUGUAUGGGUCUCUAUUUCACUUAAGGUCUUUUUUAAACAAAUUGUCAUUAUUUUGCACUGUACUGUUGUAAUUCUGUUAUUUAAUGUUUAAAAACAUUCAAACUUUUGAUGACUUUUCUGAUUCUUCUCCUACAUAUUUGGUUAUUUUUCUUCUAAAAGGGGAUAAUUUACAGUGUCCUAAGGAUAAAAUAUUCAAAGCCAUUCUUACAAAUGAUGAUUAACAUUCACUUAUUUUUUCAUUUAUUCAUUGUUUCCCUGAAGCAAAUUAUUGAGCUGUUGAAGCUACUACGCAAAAACUUUGCAGUGAUUAUUGCAAUUAUUUUGUCUGUUGUGAGUUUUCCAUCUAGUUGUUGUGUAGAAAUAUCAUCAAGAUGAAACUUGUUAACAGUUUUCAGAAUUGUACUUCAUUUAUUUGUGGUGAUUGGAAGAUGAAUGACCAUCUGAUAGCUAUAUUAAAAAAAUAAGAAACAGCUAAUCUGGGAUUAGGAUUUAUUCCUCUUCCUUCCUCGCUAUCUGGUGUUUCAGUAAAGAUUUGUAGUAAAACUUUUUCUUCUUAUAGAAAAAUGACAAUCUAAGAUAAUACUUUGAAAAUUAAGUCCCAAGUCUCUGAAUUUCUGAAGAUCUACAUCAUACUUAGUUCUGUGGGACUUUGCCUUGGAUUUAUGUUUGAAGUUAAUUUGUCAAAAUUCAAGAAUUCAGACCAGUUUUCUGUGCAGGAAAAUUGUCCGCUUGAUUAAUUUAUUACAGAGGAGGCCAUUUUUGUCCGCAGGCAAAACAAAUCACUGGUAAAUGUAAGUCUUUUUUUCCAUGGCUAACAGUUUCUAUGUAUAAAAUGAUGAAUUUGGUUCUAUAACAUUUAUAAUUUCUUAUACAUCCAGUAAUGUACAGUACCCAGUAAUAGCGUAAAAACCUAAAUGAAUAGGAAAGGGCUCAUGUGAAAACCUAAGCAGAUUGAAAAGUUGUCAGUAAAACAAUAUUUGAAGUAAAAGAUUCUUCUGUUAACAGGUUACACUAAUUCUCAACCAGUAAAAGAUGGAUUGUUGGUUAUAUUGGGUGUAGAGAAUUUAUUGCCCAUUUAACAUUUGUAAUCUGUAACUUUUUAAAUGGGAUUUUUUUGCCAAAAUUAGUUGUCUGAUGUGAGAUUGGCAGAUCUUUACUUUUACUGCCUACGGUGCCAUCUUUUACCUCAGAACGUUAGAUGUGUCGUUUGUGACCAACAGUGCAUUUUGUGGGCCUUCAAAAGCCAUUGAUACAUUGUCACAUUGUCAUACAACACCUGUUUAGCUGGCUCUGCCUAUUUUACAUUUAAAUAGGCAUCUGUCAAAAAGCGAGAUGAAUAAAUGUGUUUAUUUAAAUGU
Molecule: messenger RNA, 3375 nt
Organism: Lepisosteus oculatus (spotted gar)
Lineage: Eukaryota; Metazoa; Chordata; Actinopteri; Semionotiformes; Lepisosteidae
Gene: cyb5b
Product: cytochrome b5 type B
Cellular component (GO): membrane; intracellular membrane-bounded organelle
Molecular function (GO): heme binding
Source: RefSeq, a predicted model, not a curated record